Scleropages formosus (Asian bonytongue) is the source of this 4480-nucleotide messenger RNA. It is a transcript of the gene tdrd9, whose product is annotated as tudor domain containing 9. Gene Ontology annotation, cellular component: intracellular anatomical structure. The coding region runs from base 238 to 4278 and encodes 1346 amino acids. NCBI's taxonomy places the organism in Eukaryota, Metazoa, Chordata, Actinopteri, Osteoglossiformes, Osteoglossidae. Gene Ontology annotation, molecular function: helicase activity; ATP binding; RNA binding. The transcript is spliced from 35 exons. The record is from RefSeq and is a predicted model, not a curated record.
UUGUACGUUAAAUAAUUUUUAAAAAGGUUACUCUAAUACGUUACAGCGUCAGGUGUGUUUCUUACAAAGUUGUACUUGUCGAACUGGGUUGAACUUAUGAAAACGAAAAAAUUGCAGGCGGUCACGCGGUGAAGCACGUGCUGCCGCAAAGGCGGGUUUUCUUGAAUCUUGGGCUUCAAAUUCAGGUUUUGACGACGGAGCCUCAAACUGAGUGAAGGGCUUUCGGUGACCAGUGGCAUGACGCAGAAUUCUGUGCGCUCUGCCACACAGGAGAGGAUGAAGAAGACCAUCACGGCGGAGCAGAUCACCGACUGGUUCACGCUCGGCACGCAGCUGAGACACAUGGCGGUGACAGAGCGGCGUUUGCCGGGCACGAGCAGCGGCCACGGCUCUCCAGAGGAUAUUGUGGCACUGGGCAGCCCAAACAGUGAUGAGGACAGCAAUGCCAAGUGCACAAGCAGCUUGCUGCUGCAGGCUCCUCCACCACCGUUGACCAGCUAUAACUACCCCUUGCUGCCCAUCACCAAGGAUCGAGAGAAACUCAUUUCCCUGAUUGAGAACAACUCGGUGGUGAUCAUCCGGGGGGCCACAGGAAGCGGGAAGACCACACAGCUGCCCCAGUACAUCAUGGACCAUUACAAUGAGAAGAGAAAACCGUGCAAAGUGGUGGUUACUCAGCCACGUAAGAUUGGUGCCAGCAGCAUUGCCCGCUGGGUUGCUCAAGAGCGCAAGUGCACACUGGGUGAUCUAGUGGGCUACCAGGUGGGGCUGAAGAAGGUGGCCACAGAGCGCACAAAGCUUAUCUACAUGACCACUGGAGUGCUAUUGCAGAAGCUGGUGGGAAGCAAGAGCCUCACAGAGUUCACACACAUCUUCAUAGAUGAGGUCCACGAACGCACAGAGGAGCUGGACUUCCUGUUGCUGGUGGUGAGGAAGCUGCUGUAUUCCAACUCGUGGUUUGUCAAGGUCAUCCUCAUGUCAGCCACCAUCAACUGCAAGGAGUUUGCAGAGUACUUCAGCACACCUGUCUUCAGCCAGAUGAGCCCUGCCUAUGUGUUUGAGGUUCAAGGAGCACCAUAUACUGUGGAGGAGUACUACCUGGAUGACCUACACAGCCUGUGUCCCCACAGGGUGGUCAAUCCCAGUCCUGAGGAUCCCACCAUCGCUCCAGAGAUGUACAACCUGGCCAUCAGCCUUAUCCAGAGCUUUGACAAGAUGGAAGCCAAAGACUGGAGUGCUGCGGCAGAGGACUGCAGCAACACAGCCCUCCCGGAGCGGGGCAGUGUGCUGGUGUUCCUGCCGGGCCUGGCUGAGAUCAACUACAUGCAGGAUGAGUUGGCCACCUUGGUCCGCAAGAGGCUGCAGGUGUACCCACUCCACUCUACAGUAACCCUGGAGGAACAGAAUGGGGUGUUCCUGGUUCCAGUUCCAGGGUACAGGAAGAUUAUCCUUUCUACCAACAUCGCCGAGAGUUCCGUCACAGUGCCUGAUGUGAAGUACGUGAUCGACUUCUGCCUCGAGCGACAACUGGUAUGUGACAAGGAAUCCAGUUAUCAGUCCCUGCACCUCGUGUGGUCCUCCAAGGCCAACUGCAAUCAACGGCGAGGUCGAGCAGGACGUGUUUCCAAGGGCUACUGUUACCGACUGGUCACCAAAGAGUUCUGGAAGAGGGAGAUCCCAGACCAUGCAGUUCCAGAAAUGCUGCGUGCCUCCUUGGCAAGCACCGUGCUCAGGCUGAAGUUACUGGACAUGGGAGACCCCCGCACCCUGCUGUCUACUGCCUUAUCCCCACCUAAGCUGGGAGACAUUGAGAAGACCAUACUACAACUUAAGGAGCUGGGUGCCAUGUCACACAUUCAAGAGGACCAGGGUCAGAACCGGUUCGAUGGAGAGCUGACGUUCUUGGGCAGAGUGCUGGCUCACCUGCCUGUGGAUCUGCACCUUGGCAAGAUGAUAGUGCUGGGUCAUGUCUUCGGCUGCCUGGAGGAGUGCCUCAUCAUCGCUGCUUCCAUGUCCCUCAAGAGCUACUUUGUGUUGUCCUCUGUUCAGCGGCUGGCUGGCUACCGGAGCAAGCUGGCGUUUACAGAUGGAGUGCCGAGUGAUUUCAUUGCUUUUGUCAAUGCCUUCAAGGCUUGGCAUAUAACCAAGAGCAAAGGAGAAUUCAGAAACGCUGCGGAUGAGCUCAAGUGGGGCAAAGAGAACUGCAUCCAAAUCAAGAGGAUCCGGGAGGUGGCUGAACUGCUGGAGGACCUGAAGCAGCGUGUGUCUCAGCUCAACAUGCACGUGAGAGAGAAGCCAGACCCUGGGGACUACGAGAGCCUUCACAAGCAGAGGUUCAUCCUGCAGAUUGUCAUUGCAGGAGCUUUUUACCCCAAUUACUUCACUGUAGGGGAGAUUGAUGAGGAGUUGGCCUCCAGGGAGUUAUUUUGGCACGACCCCAAAACAACAGUCCUGGUCAGAAACAUCCCUCCCUAUGGGUUCCUCUACUACAAGCAGCUGCAGUCGCUGUUCCGCCAGUGUGGCCAGGUGAAGGCCAUUUCCUUUGACAGCUCCAGGGCAUAUGUGGAAUUCAACAAGCCAUCAAGCCUGGGGACAGGGGUCCUCCCUGAGGUGUCACUUGCCCUCCUAAUGGCACGUCAGCGCAUCCCGCUGGAACUGUUUGUCUACUCCACUGAAGAGGUGGAAGCCAAAGCUGGCAGCAGGACUGUGUCACACUUGCGGUACUCGCGAGUAAAUGUAGACCUCCAGAACCACUCUGUGUACCCUGUGAGCAUUCUGAGCAACCUCGUUGACCCAAAUCAGUUUCCCUCCAACCCUCAGUUCAUGGUCAGCAUCACUGAGGUAGUAGAAGUGGGCCACUUCUGGGGCUUCCAGGCUGAUGAGGCUGACCUGGAGAAGCAACAUCAGUUGACUGCAGACAUCAACGGGCGAAAGCUUCAGCCACUGUCCGGGUUGCUGUACCCCAACCAGCUGUGCCUGGCGCCUUUCUCCGAGGACCGGACUACAAGCCAGUACUUCCGAGCCAGGAUCCUGCAUGUGUGGGGAAGUGAUGUGGAGGUGUUUUUUGUGGACUAUGGCAACGUAAGCCAUGUGAGCGCCAGUAGCCUGAGGGAGCUGCCCGAAGACCUGUUGGAACACCCCUUCCAGGCCCGGGAGUUCCAGAUUGCUGGCAUUCGGCCCUCGGCCCAGUCUGUCAUACUGGGUGGGCGGUGGAGCAGCAGAGCACGGAAGCGCUUCAUCUCGCUGGUGAGCGGGCACGGCCUCGUCGCCUCGCUCUUCUCAAUUCUGCACGGCGUAAUGCACAUCGACCUCUUCAUCAGCGCCGACAGCAUCAGCACCAGUGUGGUUGACAUCAUGGUCCAGGAGGGUCAUGCCCUCAAGGCAGAGGAGACCUUUGAGUCCAAGCAGAACCACGAGGAGCUGCAGGUGCUGUACAAGGACCUACAGAAUGACACCUUUAUGCCCAACUCAGUCAGCACCUCCUACAUGGUCCAAAAGAAGGAGGAGAAGCAACUCAUUGACAGCUUGCUGGAGGCCUUCUCCAAGACCAGCUGGUCCACUCGCAAAAGCAGGGUCCUGGUCCAUGGCCCUACCAGCCCUCACGCAAUGAAGUUCUACAAUAUAUGCCACAAUGGACAGUACAGGUCUGUGUUCAUAGAGAGCACCAGUGUAAACUCUGUGGCUGUCAAAGAGAAUCCCCAGGACGUGUACCAGAGAGUUCUGGUGGCGGGGAGGGUGUCCGUUACCGCAGCCGGCUCCCACAUACUGCUGAAGGAGACCACACUCAUGCCCAGUAUUGCUGGCCUGCCUGCCCUGCUCUGUAUGCUGUUCGCCCCUGUCAUGGAGUUGCGCACUAACGAGGAGCGUACCUGCUUCACCGGGGCACUAUGUGGGCUUGGCUGGAGCGUCCAUACCCACGAGCCCAUUCUGCCAGAGCACGACAUCGAAAUUACCUUUGACGUCCGCUUCGAUGUGGAGGAUAUCACUGAGAUCAACAGCCUGCGGAUGGCCAUCAACUGCCUCAUGCGUAUGGCCCCUAAUGGAGCGUUGCACGUGGACGCAGAGCGGGUGCGCCGGCAGCAGGAGGACGUGCGCGACAAAAUCAUCAGGUUGUUCACGAAGUCUCCUUCGAGGGACUGCGUGAUUCCUCAGUACUAUGAGAAGCCCUGCAAGUGGAACCAGGGGGACCCCAGUCAGAAGAAGGAAUGCUUGCGGAACGAUGGAAGAACCAAAGGGGUCGUCUUCCAGCUGCAUCCCAUUCCACUACUUAAUGUGUGAGAGUGUUUGCAUGUCUCAGCACUUGUGCUUUUGUCCCAUGUUUUCAGUUUUGUGGUUGCAGGGACAGUAGGUAGGCCUGUUCCCUAGUGUCUUCUGCUUUGGAAAGUUUGCUGGUUCCAGGCUAUGCUGCUGCUUUUUAAAAGAGAAACUUUUUUUUUGGUCACCACUAGGGGGCACUAAUUUGAGGAAUAAAUCCUUGGCC